This is a messenger RNA of Monopterus albus (swamp eel), 3045 nucleotides long. RefSeq names its product 5',3'-nucleotidase, mitochondrial (gene nt5m). Gene Ontology annotation, cellular component: mitochondrion. The transcript is spliced from 5 exons. NCBI's taxonomy places the organism in Eukaryota, Metazoa, Chordata, Actinopteri, Synbranchiformes, Synbranchidae. The record is from RefSeq and is a predicted model, not a curated record. Bases 677 to 1372 code for a protein of 231 amino acids. Gene Ontology annotation, biological process: pyrimidine deoxyribonucleotide catabolic process. Gene Ontology annotation, molecular function: 5'-nucleotidase activity.
GUUUUAUUUUGGCACAUUUCAAGUGUACUACAUUUUAUAUACAAUUAAAUGACCCCAGAAAGCUUCGUUGUAAGAUGCAGAGUGUUACACAAUUUUAAAGUGAAUCCUAUCCAUCAAUGAUUUUCAGAAAUAACUUUAUCAACGUAAAACGGGAGCAGAACGGAGUGAGACAUCUCAGACAUGUAAAGAUCUUUGCUGCGAGGAGUUUCGUACAGUUUGUUCUUACAGCUGUGCUGUUCUUCCUUUGGUGCAGCAGUUGUGCAUACCUCUCGUUUUGGUUGCUGUUGCUUCACCAGCCAUUCUCAAAGUCUUGGUCUGAGAAAGGCUUUGGGUAGUUGCCGGACUCUUAAUACACCCUGACAAACGAUGACGGCAGCCUACUGUACACCGUGGCCACAGGCAUGUCACAUUUGAGCUGCAUGGUCCUGCGGCGCUAGCCUGUCAGCUAAAAUUAGCUACCGACCGUUAGCUCAACUGCAACAUGAGAGACUAUGAGAAUAAUGAGGUUGAGCUAGCAGUUAAAACCAAACGAAAAAAGAAUACCAAACCAGUGCCAACGAGACAGUUUAACAACAUCUGGAAAACAUUUUGACUCUCAUGCGGACUUUACCCACCGUUUAGAGACGGUGAACAGCAGUUACUGGUGCUGUUACAGCCACUCAGUCAAGAGUCAACAAUGUUAACGUUAUUGUAUAGUAAAACACGCCUACUCGGAAGAGGAAGAACUUUGCUCCUUGAUCAGUAUAAGAGGAUUUGCUUAAAGAUGUCGCGCUCCUCUCUCUCGGGUAAAAGGUUAAGGGUUCUAGUUGAUAUGGACGGGGUCCUGGCGGAUUUCGAGGGGGGGUUCUUGAAGAAGUACCGUGCCAAGUACCCAGACGAGCCCUUCAUCACCCUGGAGGACAGGCGGGGGUUUUGGGUGUCAACGCAGUAUGGGGAGCUGAGGAGUGACCUGUGUGAAAAAGCCAUCAGUAUCUGGCAGUCCAAAGACUUCUUCAUAGAGCUGCCGCCCCUGCCAGGAGGAGUGGAGGCAGUCAAGGAGAUGGCUGAGAUGGAUAACACAGAUGUCUUUAUUUGCACCAGCCCUAUAAAGCAUUACAAACACUGCCCAUUUGAGAAGUAUGCUUGGGUAGAGAAGCAUUUCGGUCAUGACUUUCUGGAGCAGGUCAUCCUGACCAGGGACAAGACAUUAAUCACAGGAGACAUCCUCAUAGAUGACAAGCCUGACAUUCUAGGUGUGGAGGCCAAACCUACAUGGGAGCACGUCCUGUUCACCGCCUGCCACAACAAGCAUUGUUCCAUGAGCCCCUCCCAGAGACGACUCCUGUCUUGGUCGGAUGACUGGAGGGCCAUCCUGGAUAGCAAGAGGCAGUGAGGAACCCCUUCACUGCCCCAGCAACCUGGCUUCCUGGUUAAUGGCAGUUUUGGGGGUCUCCGUCACAGGACCAGCAUCCUUGCCACAACGGUGGGUGUUGAGGCUCUGAAGGGUCGGUGUCUUGCCAAGGAAAUGCCAGAAUUAUUUUCUGAAAACAGAAAAUAAAAAUCAAGGUUUUUCACAAAGCAGACACUUGUUGUUGGGAGUGGACAUUCAUUUGACCACAAGAGGGCACCGAUGACACACAGUCUGAACUUUGAGUUCACAACCACAUUUCAACUGUCUAAAAGGGGCAGCACUUUGUAGCUACUCUGCCUGUGUUCUAUGUUUUGGACAUUAUCAUACUACUGUGAACAUUUCUGUGUAAAAUCCAAUUUUUGAGCCACUGGAGUGGUUAAUCUGUGGUCUUCUUCACAAAAGGGUCAGUAGUUCUCAAUACUGUGUUGCAUCAAUGGGUCAGUGGACUGUGAUUCACUCACAACAACGGGAUACUCCACUACAAUGAAAAAAAAGUCUCCAUGACUACAUAUGUGCAGUACAUACUGUAAGCAUAAGAACUGGUCUUACAGAAACUGAUGCUGAAUGUUUGGGAGUGCACCAUACCGCUGUCAUGUAACUGUAAGUACGCAAUACAUGUUCAGAGAUACCUCUCACAUUUUUUAAGGGUUCACAUGGAUAGUGUAUAUCGGUGCUUUUUUUAAUCCUAUUAUCUCUGUCAAUGAUCUAUGCAUUUCAACAAAUACACUGAUGGGGAAAAAAAGUAGUUGCAGCCUGAGAAUUGUGCACAUACAUAUGCAUGUUACCAAAACCAGAGAGUAUUACAAUAUAUUAAAACAGUUACUGAAAUAUGUGUGCUCAAUAUGUUUAGAAUACUAUGUUUAUUUUAAAAAAAUCAAACCUAAAUUCUGAGGUCUAAGAAUGAAUAAAACUAAAAAGAAAAUGUAUAUUGUUACUUUUUAGUUAUGUACUUUCACACAGUCAGUCUGAACACACCAUAUCUCAUAAGUUUGCCUGUAUAAGACAUACUUUGCUACAGUUGUAUAAGUAAUGGUCAUGAUCUAUUAAAGUCUGAGUCUUUUCUGGUAAAACAAACCCUGAUAAACAUGACUCAAUGCACUUACGACUUUUAAUUACAUUUCCUGUUACUUUUCAGUUUACAUAAACAUAUUGCACCUGAUUUGAACCCAGUUAUAAGGUUAAAACUCCUGACCUGCAGAGUACCACCAAAACACACAAUCUACUUGUAUUUAUUUUAACAUCAUAUGCUAAUUGAAAAUGUGCACCGACUGAAAAGACUGAGCCACAAAACUGCAUUUGUUUCUUUUUUAGUCAUGUCCUGCAGUACCUCAUUACUCAUCUGUAUGUGAUGUGUGUUAAUCAUACGUUUUAUAAAACAGCCUUCUCUCAGUCAGGAUGUUCUCCUUCACAUCGACUGUUUGCAUGUAGCAGCUGAUUCAGAACGCAUUUUACUAAGUUCUGGCAGGCCAGUUAUGAUUUUGCUUUUUGCUGCUAAAGUGCUUUUUUGAUAACAAAGCGGUGCAUAUUAAAUGUAUUAUGGAAGAUGUAGUUAGGGUUGAGUACUGUAACGUGUAUUUUUGUCCUUAGGAUGUCUCUAAUGCUGUGUUUUAUUUAAACUUGCUUAAAACACACACACAAAGAAUAAAAGGAGGACC